AUGGCAGGUGGUGGCUUACAUGUAGAUGGAGUGCGUCACUAUGAAGGGAAUGUCACAACAUUUGUACUGAUUACAUGUUUUGUGGCUGCAAUGGGAGGUCUUCUCUUUGGAUAUGAUCUUGGUAUUACGGGAGGAGUGACUUCCAUGGAACCAUUUUUGAUCAAGUUCUUCCCUGGUGUGCACAAACAAAUGAAAGAUAAAUCAGAAAGCAAGAAUCAAUAUUACAAAUUUGACAACGAACUUCUUACAUUAUUCACCUCUUCCUUAUACCUUGCAGCACUAGUAGCUUCUUUUUUUGCUUCUACUACAACUAGAAUGUUAGGGCGUAAAGCCUCUAUGCUUAUUGGUGGCUUAUUUUUUCUUGUUGGUUCACUACUGAAUGGGUUUGCCAUGAACAUUGCGAUGCUUAUCAUUGGUCGUAUGUUUUUAGGAAUUGGAGUGGGAUUUUGUAAUCAGUCUGUACCAGUGUAUUUGUCUGAAGUGGCUCCAGCAAAAAUUAGAGGAGCACUCAAUAUUGGCUUCCAAAUGAUGAUCACAAUUGGUAUCCUAGUUGCAAACCUAAUCAACUAUGGUACAUCCAAGCAUGAAAAUGGAUGGAGGAUUUCUCUAGGCAUUGCAGCUGUGCCAGCAAUUUUGUUAUGUAUAGGAUCUCUCUGUGUAGUUGAAACACCUAAUUCUUUGAUUGAAAGAGGAAAAUAUGAAAAAGCUAAGAAAAUGUUGCAGAAGAUUCGUGGCACUGACAAAAUUGAUGAGGAAUAUCAAGAUCUCAUUGAUGCUAGUGAAAUGGCAAAAAAUGUAGAACAUCCAUGGAAGAACAUUACAAGACCAAAAUACAGGCCUCAACUAACUUUCUGCAUUUUUAUUCCAGCCUUUCAACAACUCACUGGCAUCAAUGUCAUCAUGUUUUAUGCCCCAGUUCUCUUUCAAAUUUUAGGCUUCGGUAAUGAUGCUUCUCUCAUGUCUGCAGUUAUCACUGGAGUUGUUAAUGUUGUUGCCACACUAGUUUCUAUCUUCACAGUAGACAAGUUUGGAAGAAGGGUGUUACUUCUUGAAGGUGGUGUCCAAAUGUUUAUUUGUCAGGUGAUCGUCGGAACCAUGAUCGGUCUAAGGUUUGGGCUAAAUGGUCAAGGAGGAUUUAGUAAAGUUGAAGCAGAUAUCUUGUUGUUCUUUAUCUGUGCAUAUGUUGCAGCAUUUGCAUGGUCAUGGGGACCAUUGGGAUGGUUGGUGCCAAGUGAAAUAUGUUCUCUAGAAAUUCGACCAGCCGGUCAAGCUAUCAAUGUUGCGAUCAACAUGUUAUUUACGUUUGCAAUUGCUCAAGUCUUUCUUACCAUGCUUUGUCACUUGAAGUUUGGCCUCUUCUUCUUCUUCGCGGGAUUUGUGGUUAUCAUGACCAUCUUCAUUGCAUUACUUUUGCCCGAAACCAAGAACGUUCCCAUAGAAGAAAUGAAUAUACUUUGGACUUCACAUUGGUUUUGGAAUAAAAUUGUUCCCAAUGAUAUAGAUUCUAAAUCUAAGGACAAUAAGUUUAACGAACCUCCGCGUCACCACCGUCAUCCGCCUCAUUCUCCUUCUCUUCUUCCUCCUCCUCCGCCUCCUCCUCCGCUUCCCUGCAAUACAACAUCACACCGAAUCAGAACCCCGUCCCAGCACAAAGCUCUCACAUUUCAUCUUCCCCAAACGUUCACACCCAAGAACAAAUCAGAAAUAGAGAAACAGAGAGUCGGAGUCUCGGACAGGAGUGGUCGUUGUCGCGGCGGCCGGAGGGCUGGUUUCCUUGGUGCUCGCGGACCCAGUGUCGGUGGCUGGCGUGGUGGCAGCGAAUGCGUGCCGGCGUCAAUCGUUGACGUAGUCCCAGGCGAGCAGGGCCGCGCAGCCGUGAGAGGGAUUAGGGUUUGCGUUGCGUUGUCCUCCGUGAAGACUGUAGCGGCGGCGGUUCCGAGGGUGACGGAGACUCUACGUUGCGUUGUUCUCCUCUUCGUAAACCAGUUCUUCCGUGAGGAGAGUGAGGAGAGUGUGCGCAGAGGGGAACAGUGA
Molecule: messenger RNA, 2034 nt
Organism: Vigna unguiculata (cowpea)
Lineage: Eukaryota; Viridiplantae; Streptophyta; Magnoliopsida; Fabales; Fabaceae
Product: sugar transport protein 10-like
Biological process (GO): monosaccharide transmembrane transport
Cellular component (GO): membrane
Molecular function (GO): monosaccharide transmembrane transporter activity
Source: RefSeq, a predicted model, not a curated record